UGACCACACUUCCCACAGCAGUCAUGGUCAUUGCUCAACUUCCUGUUGGGGAAAACCUCUUGGAUACUGAGCGUCCACCUGCUCCAGCGAGCAAACUAAGGAUAGCAACAUGUUCGCUGCUGUUGGGAAACCUGAGUUUUGAGCUUGCCUACAGACCCCUUUUCCGUACUAUCUGAAGCAAAGAUGGAGCCGAUCUGCGUGGGGCGGAAGCGACCGGAAAUGGCAGCCCUGACAGCCCACCGCCUGGAAUGUGCACCCGUUGUGUCUUGAAGUGCCAUCAGCUGUAACAGAAACUCCAGAUCGCAAGGCCUCCGCCAGGCAUCCACACACCCUGGAACCCAAGGCCAUGGAGCUCUCCGACAGCGACCGCCCGGUCAGCUUCGGCUCCACGUCGUCCUCCGCCUCUUCCCGGGAUAGCCAUGGCUCCUUUGGCAGCAGAAUGACCUUAGUCUCAAACAGCCACUUGGGCUUGUUUCACCCAGAUAAGGAAGCCGGGGCCAUAAAACUGGAGCUGCUUCCAGCCGGGCCGUUUUCCAGCAGCGAGCUUCAGCGGGAGAGCCGGGCUGGGCCGCAGGACACGGACCAGGGUGGUGACGUUCAGCCCAGGGCCCCGCGGGGCAUGGAAGCAAGUGGGGCGAGCAGAACAGGGGCCGAGUCGGCCACCAGCCCCAAGCUCCUCUAUGUGGACAGAGUUGUUCAGGAGAUUCUGGAGACCGAAAGGACUUAUGUGCAGGACUUAAAAAGCAUCGUAGAGGAUUACCUUGACUGCAUCAGGGACCAAACAAAACUUCCUCUGGGGACAGAAGAAAGAUCAGCCCUCUUUGGAAACAUACAGGAUAUCUACCACUUCAACAGUGACCUUCUGCAAGAUUUGGAAAACUGUGAAAAUGAUCCUGUGGCCAUAGCAGAAUGUUUUGUGUCCAAGAGUGAAGAUUUCCACAUUUACACGCAGUACUGCACUAACUAUCCAAGGUCAGUGGCUGUGUUAACAGAGUGCAUGCGGAACAAGAUGCUGGCCAAAUUCUUCAGGGAACGUCAGGAAACUCUGAAACACUCUCUGCCUCUGGGGUCCUAUCUCUUGAAACCAGUUCAGCGGAUUCUCAAAUAUCAUCUCCUUUUGCAUGAAAUAGAAAAUCACCUUGACAAGGACACAGAGGGCUAUGAUGUGGUGCUCGAUGCUAUUGACACGAUGCAGAGAGUGGCUUGGCACAUCAACGACAUGAAGAGGAAGCAUGAGCACGCAGUCCGGCUGCAGGAGAUCCAGAGUCUGCUCACUAACUGGAAGGGGCCAGACCUGACCAGCUACGGGGAACUGGUGCUGGAAGGCACCUUUCGCAUCCAGCGCGCCAAGAAUGAGCGGACGCUCUUCCUCUUUGACAAGCUGCUGCUCAUCACAAAGAAGAGAGAUGACACGUUUACAUACAAAGCCCACAUCCUGUGUGGCAACCUCAUGCUUGUGGAAGUGAUACCCAAGGAGCCGCUCAGCUUCAGCGUCUUCCACUACAAGAACCCGAAGCUGCAGCACACAGUUCAGGCUAAAUCCCAGCAGGACAAACGCCUCUGGGUUCUGCACCUGAAGAGACUGAUCCUGGAGAACCACGCGGCCAAGAUCCCGGCUAAGGCCAAGCAAGCAAUACUUGAAAUGGAUGCCAUUCAUUAUCCUGGGUUCUGUUACAGUCCUGAGGGAGAAACAAAAGCAUUGUGUGGUUCGAAAGACGGUUCUGCUCCAUAUCGGCUGAGAAGAAAAUCUGAACCUUCCUCAAGAUCACAUAAAGUUUUGAAGACCAGUGAAACAGCACAAGACAUCCAAAAGGCUUCCAGAGAGGAAGGGUCUCCCCAGCGGACCUCAGCGGGGCCAUCUCCCGCCCCAAGGAACAGCCAGCCGAGCAGUUCUGCCAUCAUCAGCGUGCUUCGUGGGGGUGGAGCCAUCAGAAACAUCUGGACGGACCACCAGAUCAGACAAGCCUUGUUCCCGAGUCGUCGGUCCCCUCAGGAGAACGAAGAUGAUGAAGAUGAUUAUCAGAUGUUCGUGCCAUCCUUCUCCUCCUCAGAUCUGAACUCUACCAGACUCUGUGAAGAUGGCACUUCCAGUCGCCCUUGCAGUUGGCACAUGGGACAGAUUGAGCCCACGGAGACCACCAGCUCUGGCCACCGGGUGGUCAGGCGGGCCAGCAGCGCUGGCGAGAACAACACAUGCGCUCCUGAAAUAAGAACUAGGGACAGUGGUGGCUCUCAGUACAGCCCCCGACGGGAACUGCAGAGUGACCCUAAAACAGAAGGGCAGGACGGAAUGACUCCCUUUGGGUCAUCUGUGGAGUUGACUAUUGAUGACAUAGACCACGUCUAUGAUAACAUAAGUUAUGAGGACUUAAAACUAAUGGUUGCUAAACGGGAAGAAGCUGAAUCCACACCCCCCAAAACAGCCAGGGACUCUGUUCGCCCCAAGAGCACGCCAGAGCUCGCCUUCUCAAAGAGGCAAGCUGGCCCCGAGAAGAGCUCUCUUCACACAGAGAGGGAUGGAGCUCUAACAGGUCGCCAGGCAUCGAACCAAAGCACACAUGAACUCCAGAUGGUGGAGGAAAACAUCUACGACACCAUAGGGCUCCCAGAUCCGCCCUCCCUGGAUUUCAAAUGCAGCAGCCUGAAGCGCCCCAAGAGGAACACCUUCUUAGGGCUGGAAACCGACUUUGCAUGCUGUGACAGUCUGAGGCCCUUUGUUUCCCAGGAUAGCCUCCAGUUCAGCGAGGACGAAACUCCUUACCCCCAGGGACCCUCUGAUAAUGAUUAUUUGAGUCUGCUCUAUAACUCUUUCAGCUGUAACCUGUCUGUAGGUGAUAAAUCUAUAUCUGAUAAACUGUCUGAAGAAGUAGAUGAAAUCUGGAAUGACCUGGAAAAUUACAUCAAGAAAAACGAAGUCAAAGCUAGAGACCGGCUCCUCGCAGCCUUCCCUGUCAGUAAAGAGGAUGUGACAGACAGCCUGCACUCCGAGAGCACCCCCGAGCUGGGCAGAGACACGGUGCGUUCCGUGUCUACCCUCUCGCUUCCUGAGGGCCAUGCUUUCCUCACGCCACUGAAAGACAAGCCCGGCAGAGCUGGCCGGACCCACUGCCCUUUUGAGGAGGACCUGAUUUCUAAAGAGGGCUCCUUUAUGAGUCUUAACCGGCUGUCUCUGGCCAGUGAAACACCUCCCAUGGAAAACCCCUACGACUUGGCCAACAGCAGUCUAUCCCAACCAGACUUGGAAAACCCUGACCCUGGGAUGGAUGCCACAGAUAAGACAAAAAGCAGGGUCUUUAUGAUGGCCAGGCAGUACAGUCAGAAGAUCAAGAAGGCAAAUCAGCUUUUAAAAGUGAGAAGCCCAGAGCUGGAGCAGGCACUGGCCAGCCAGCAGCAUAAACCCACGCACAAAGACCUGGCAGCCAUCUUAGAAGAAAAGAAGCAAGGGGGUCCUGCCAUCGGUGCCAGGAUUGCUGAGUAUUCCCAACUGUAUGACCAGAUUGUAUUCAGAGAGACCCCCUUCAAGGCUCAGAAGGAUAGCUGGGCCAGCCCUCAAGAACCCUGCCACCUCAGGUCCACCUCACCUUCCCAGGCCCAACAUAGCAGCGAGGAUUGGCUUUUGCAUUCAACCUACAGUAACGGAGAGUUAGUGGAUUUCUGUCCCCGGCCAGAGCCAGACUUGAAGUCGAAACAUCCUACCUUAGCGAUCAGUGCAAAGAGCGCUCCAAGACAGCUGUCUGCAGCUUGCUCUGUGCCUUCUCUUCAAACCUCCGACCCCCUGCUGGGCUCCUUGCAGAGACACAGUGUCAUAGUCAGUCAGCCCAACAAAGAGAACUCUUUUCAGGGCCACCUUUACAACUCUUUGGGUCGCAAAGGCCUCAGUGCAAAAUGUCAGCCCUACAGCAGGUCCCGGUCCUCUUCCUCCAUCUUGAUAAACAAGUCGGGGGACUCCAUCAGCUACCCUGGGGAGAUGGGAAAGAGACAGCUGCUGUCUUCACACAAAAGUUCGAGGUGUGAGAGUCCCCAGGAUUUGCUGCCAGGUGUGGCUGACUCAUGUCCUCAGGGCGCUGAAAAACACUCAGAUCUCACGCUCCGAGACUCACAGAAGGUUCUGGUAGUAAGUAGAAAUUCACCCUUCAGUGCCCAAAUAGCGACCCAGAACUACUUCUCCAAUUUCAAAGAGACUGAAGGAGACGAAGACGACUAUGUGGAAAUCAAGUCAGAAGAGGACGAGCCGGAGCUAGAGUUCUCGCACGGCCGGAGGAAGAAAUCCGCCCCGGGGGUCAUGGAGGCCGACUUGCCCGAGAACGCCUGCAGCAGCAGCACCCCGUACUCUUUGAAUAGUCCAUGCACUCCAAAAAAGCCAAUAAGCGACAAGCUGGGGCUGUCCCCCUAUCUGACGUCGUACAGCGAUUCGGACAAACUGAAUGACUAUCUCUGGAGGGGGCCAUCUCCCAACCAGCAAAAUAUCGUCCAGUCGCUGAGGGAGAAGUUUCAGUGUCUCAGUUCCAGCAGCUUUGCCUGAGGUUCUUCGGAGAAGCCUGCCCCGGGUCAACGUGGCGCGAUGGCUUGUAAAGGACCGAUACCCAGAGGUGUUUUCUAUGUACCAGAUUAAAGCAGUUUUGUAAUAACCAGGCGUGUCAACCAUGCUUUCUUUUACACAACAGCUCUCUGAAAUGGCUGCCAAGCCAGCCGGGACUGUACUGUCUAGCCGGCGUCAGCAUCUCACGGCGUGUCUUCCUGAUGCUGACUGCCUUCAUGUUUCAUGUAAGUCAAUCUUACUUGGAAAGUUUUAGGCUUUUUUUUGUUUGUUUGUUUAACAUGAUGGCCAUGACAUUUUGUCCCGUGCCCUUGGCAAUAGUGCCCAGAGUCUAAGAAAUGCAGUAGCCCUUGCCUAUCAUCCAGAAGCCACGAGUAGUUUGAUUUUAGGACCCAAAGGCAGCAAGGAGGCUUUUCCACAUGUUUAAAAAAAAAAAAAGGAAGGAAAACUAAAGCUGUUUGAAGGAUUAGGCUUAUUAUACCUGGCAUUUUGGUUACGUUCAGGACAAGACCCCAGAAUAACGUAAGCUAGAGAUCUCUAGUUAGGGGUGUAAGUGCACACUGCCCGUCUCCCUCUGCAUGGGUCACUCCUACAUCUGUUCACUCUGUUGUAGAAAUCGGGUAGCUGUGGGACAUCAGGAGGGAGCAAGAACGAUUAUAAGCAAAGACCCUUACCUCUAUUCCUGGACACGUUCCAGAGAAUGCGCUGCUUAUCGUGUUUAUUUUUGAUUGCUGGAGUAAAAUGAAUGAUUUCCUCCAGUGCUCAAAGGAAACUACAAGCAAGAAAAUGCAGAUUGACUUACCUGUUAGAAAGGAUGGGGACAACUUGGUGAUCUCCUCAUAUUCCAGUGGAAGGCAGGGGUGGAAAUGGGAACUCUUCGUGCAAUAUUUUUGUGCGGAUGUCUAAUCAACACAAAGUAAGCCAUGAGCUAAAGUAAAACACUUUAGGGCCACCCUUUCCAGAGCAGUUUUUCCAUGUGUACUUUCCCGAGUUUUGUACCUCAGCCAAAUGACCUGAUCCCAGCCUUGAGGAUUUCGUUUGCUGCGGUGAAAUCUAUUUUCCAAACUCAACAUAACAGGGGGGCCUUUUCUCAUUGUUUUGAGGCACAUAAAAGAAAAGAAUCUUUGGCUACUAAGCUCUGACAAAUACCGUCUUUGAUGUUGUCAUUAUGGUCUUCAAAUAGCCGUCCAUUGUGAUAAUCAUGGGCUAACCUAAGGUUUUAUGGAAGGAAACAGAAGAUCAAAAGCAAGGCCUUGUGAGUAAAAAGCAAAAAUCAAAGAAGCAAAAGAGAAAAGUGAAGGCCAAUCUGUUGCUAUUUUAUAAAAAUGUUCUAUUUUAUGGAAGACUCCAGUCAAUGCAACAAGGAUGUUUUCUCAAAACAAGAAUGUUGUAUUCUCCUUUCAAGCAAUUUUACAUUCUAGAACCCUUUCCCCAGUGGGCUCAGUUUUCAUUAAUAUCUGUGUAGGAAAGGGGAUCUAGGCUUCCUAUUUGAAGGCAAGCUCUGAUACUGAUUGCAAUCGGUGACAUCUAACCAUAAUUCUUUUCCUCUUUUUAAAGUCCUGUGCCUCUUUUUCUUAACCAUGAAGCAUCAGAUGUGACCAUCCUUAUUUUACAAACAAGUACCUACGGCACUCAUUUUUCCUUUUAAAUAACAAAAAAUAACCCAAGCUUCUUGUUUCUCCGCAAGAUUCUUUCUUCUCGUAGCUUACAAAACCAAGUCCAUGUUGAAUGGCAUGGUUCUAGAAACAUUCCUGCUUUCACUGCCUUUCUUUAAACUUGAUAACAAGUUUUCAAGAGUAGGAGUAUCAAAAAAGACAAGCCCUGUAGGAAAGUAUGUUCUUAGUUUGCAAAACAAAGUUACCUGAUUCUUCUUGUCCUAAGAAUGGAGUUUCCUAUUUUUCCCUUUUAGUUUGUACGACCCCCAACUCUAUAUUGUCCAUAUAUUACGCUGGUGUCUUACUCUCAGAAAUUAUUAAUUCUUCACACCAGGGUCUCGUUGCACAGCUUUGAUGUCACCCUAUAGGAGUUACCCUGCUGCACGAAGGUGGAUGUCUUGCUGUAUAAAAUGUGUGGUUGUUUUAGGUUCUAGGACAAAUCUUUAGCUUUAUAGACCACUUCGGUCAGCCAGGAUGCAGAUUUUGAGAGCUGUGUGUAUAUGUAUAAUCGUGUUUGUAUUUUUUCUCAAAGUUACCAAUUAAAAGCUUUUGUUUAAGAUAGUUUCUUUUGGAGGUGGGGUAAGAUUGUAUAUAAUUGGGGGGAAAAGUUAUAUGUACUUAAAAUUAUGUCAAGUUCUUAUUAGGUCUCUGUACUGAAGGUUCAAUUUUUUUUUAAGAGUUCACUUUUCACCUACUCUUUGUGCAAAAAAAAAAAAUGCAUCUAGGAAAAGAUAGUUUAAAUAUUGUAUAUAAGAUAAUGAAAGUUAGUAAUGCUCAUUAUUUAAUAAAGUUUGUAAA
This is a messenger RNA of Callorhinus ursinus (northern fur seal), 6990 nucleotides long. The record is from RefSeq and is a predicted model, not a curated record. NCBI's taxonomy places the organism in Eukaryota, Metazoa, Chordata, Mammalia, Carnivora, Otariidae.